Molecule: messenger RNA, 858 nt
Organism: Aspergillus brunneoviolaceus CBS 621.78
Lineage: Eukaryota; Fungi; Ascomycota; Eurotiomycetes; Eurotiales; Aspergillaceae
Exons: 4
Coding region: 1-858 (285 amino acids)
Cellular component (GO): membrane
Source: RefSeq, a predicted model, not a curated record
AUGCCCCUCAGACCCAACUCCGUCUUCCUCAUCCACCUCCUCGUCACCCUCCUCUCCAUCCUCUCCUUCAUCCUAUCAAUCCUCGCCUGGACCCGCACAAAGACCCUCUCCCUCCCCCUCCCCCCAGCCCUCCCAAUCCUCACCACCCUCCUAACCCCCUACACCCUCGCAACCCUAACCGCAACGACCCUCCUCAAAUGCACCGCCUCCCCCAAACUAACCCUGAUCAUCCCGAUCCUCAACACCCUCCACACAGCCCUAACAGCCAUCCUCCUCACCCUCGUCCUCGCCUACCUAAACAACACCACAGGGGUUAGCACCUGCACCCUCGACCGAACCUGGCAGACGUAUUUCCACGCCCGCGACGCGGCGACCAUCCGGACGAUCCAGGAUCGAUUGCAGUGCUGCGGGCUGCGCAGUGUGCGGGACCGCGCGUGGCCGUUCAAGGAUCGGAGUCACGGGGAUGAUGCCUGUGUGUUGCAGUUGGGGUAUACGCGGGCUUGUGCCGGGGUGUGGAGGGGCGAGGAGGUCAAGGUGCUGUGGUUUUUGGUGGUGGGGUUGGGGGUUGUCGGGGGGUUGAGGAUUGCGUUUUGGGUUCUUCGGGUAAGGGGGAUGGGGGGUUGGGUUUUUAAAGGGGACGGUGAGGGUGGUGGUGAGGGGAUCCGGCGGAGACGGGAGGAGUAUCAGCGGAUCUUGGAUCGGGAGGUUGAGGAGGGGGGGAGUGUUGGGAAUUUUGAGGCGGAGGAUACCGGGGAGGGUGAUGGGGGUGAUGGUCGUGAUCCUGCUGCUGCUGCUGCUGCUGGGGCAGGCAGGUUGUUGCCGCAUUCGGAGUCGGUGUAUGAGUGGGGGCAGCGUUGA